AUGUCUCCCGCCUUCGCCGCCCGCAACGCUGCUCGCUUCGCUGUUCAGCGUAGACAGUUUACUCUCCUCCACAACAUGCGCAACGUCGCCCGGUCCUUCGAGCCUCAUCCCUUCCAGAGAAUGUCGCAGACUGGUGUUCACGCCAAGCCUUACUACGGUGCCAUGAUUAAGAAGCGUGCCGUCACCGCAGCAAUGUUCUUCCCCCUUGCUUUCGGCAUCCUCGGCUGGCCCUACGCAAGCAUGCUGCUUGUCGAUGGCCACAUGUAA
This is a messenger RNA of Colletotrichum abscissum, 267 nucleotides long. RefSeq lists its product as uncharacterized. NCBI's taxonomy places the organism in Eukaryota, Fungi, Ascomycota, Sordariomycetes, Glomerellales, Glomerellaceae. Bases 1 to 267 code for a protein of 88 amino acids. The transcript has 2 exons. The record is from RefSeq and is a predicted model, not a curated record.